Athalia rosae (coleseed sawfly) is the source of this 5347-nucleotide messenger RNA. RefSeq names its product biotin--protein ligase (gene Hcs). The transcript is spliced from 16 exons. Gene Ontology annotation, molecular function: biotin--[biotin carboxyl-carrier protein] ligase activity. Gene Ontology annotation, cellular component: cytoplasm. Gene Ontology annotation, biological process: protein modification process. Lineage: Eukaryota; Metazoa; Arthropoda; Insecta; Hymenoptera; Athaliidae. Bases 932 to 3958 code for a protein of 1008 amino acids. The record is from RefSeq and is a predicted model, not a curated record.
AUGGAUUGUAGAGUGUAAAUAUAGGACAUUCGAAAAGACCUAUUGAUUAUUGGAAUCAAAAGAUACAACGAUAUUAGAAUGUACCCUAGCUUUUAGUUUAUACAAGUAGUGAAAAUAUGUCUGUGAUAUGUUACAUUGGCAAAACUUGAUAUGCUAAUGUUCGGGAAAGUGAGAAAAGUCGCAAAAGCUCUUACCGGCGUCCUUCACUGCGCGGUGGCGUAAAUUGAUCGCACCGAUAGUCCCAUCGGAAAAUGUGCAGUUUUGUGUCAGGUUGAUACGAGGUGGUUAUCAAAUAGAAGAAUUAGCUAACAUAUCAGUUUUCUCAGUCAAUAUUCCAGCACUUAUUAAUCUGGUUUUUGGAGCUGCUAUCCUUGCAAUCAAUUCAUGUCAUAAAUUAGCAAUGAUUGGGCUUCAUAAAGCACGAGCUUUUCGUUUACUCCAGUUAUCGGGUUUUUAUUUCGAUCAGUGUUCAAUCAGCUACAUACUUGUUUAGCCCGUAAAUAUCGAAGUUUUAAGACAUGCUUAUACCAAAAUACAACAUUGCAUAAUCGGUGGUGUUUACUUUCUUCUGUUUCCUAAUUGACAUUAAUUAAGUUUUUGCUUCAACACCGCAGAAAGGAUUCACAAGUUAUGUAAACGCGACCUUUUGCCGUCCUGUAUAUUUUAAGUCAACAUUAUCUCUUUGAUAACGAGUUCUAAGAGACUCGAACGCAAUUUCUUCAGAACAGUACACUUUCACUGAUAAAACGCUGAUAACUUCCAAUUCACAUUGAUUUUCAAAGUUUUAAGUAACAAUUGAAAAUUCACAAACGUAAUUCACUAUCCUACCUUGCAAUUCAUAGUCCUAAUUAUUGAUGUUUUUUUUAGCAUAUUGCCGAUCUGUCAGUAAGUGACACGAUCUGAUACGUAUGCUUAGAAGCAUUGUGUUACGAUGCUUCUAACGUUUUUCUACAUGGUUGCAACAUGGGUUCAAGCCUGGAGGUUGUCAUCACUAAGAGCUCGUUUAGCGGCUCUAUUACAAAAUGCCAACUCUCCCACACCAACCAUAGUAUUCCACAACAAUUCCUUAGGCUGCGUCAAACAAGAUUCUAAUGCAGCCAAAAAUUCGUCAAGUCAAAGCUAUGGUACUAACGAGAGUCUCAGUUCAGAAUUGUGCAGUAACAGAAGCCUCGCCAAACUAGGCGAUUUGAUUUGGUACCAAGGCGAUAAACAGCUCUGUACUAUAUUUCCGCAACAAAAAAUCAAUGUUUCGCAGUGGUUGAAAUAUCCCAUCAGAAAAACAAUAUUUCCCCUUCAUAUGCACAAUUACAGUCGUACCGCUACACUUAAAGACUAUAGAAUGCAUGUAAUUGUUGAGGCGGAGUUGGAUGACUAUAAUCCUACAGCAUCUAUUAAGGCAAUAAAGCUUGAGGAUUAUGGUACAGUUGUUGCUUGGACAUCAGAAAGAUAUCUUGCUCUUAUAAUUGAAAUGGAUUUAGACUACCUCACCAAAUUGUGCACAGCAUUAAUGCAUGGACAGCAAUACAUUAAUAAUGGACUUCUACUGACCCGUGUGCAAUCUGUCAUGGUGGAGGGAAAACCGUGUGUUUAUAGCACCGAUAAACUCGAGUUAUUUUACAAGACCAAAUUAAUUGGAAAAGCACAAUGGAAUGCUCAAGUAAAAAAGUUGAGAACGUUUAGUAGUACUGCCAGAAUAGUAUCGCAGCAAGGCACACCAAUCGAAGUAGAAGAAGUGCCAGGAAUCGUCAUAUCACCUGGGAGUGAAACACUCACGCUUUGUGCUCCUACAAUAUUAGAGAUCACUAUACCUUCGGAUGCAGCUAUCCAAAGUGCAUCGGAUACACCAUUUCCUUCAACGCCACCACCUACGCCAGCUUCUGCAUCAGCAAUCAUUAACGGUACAGCCGCCAGGUUGUCACAAGAACUCAAUGGUUCUUUGGAUUUAAGUCCUACAACUUCGUUCGACGUAACACCAGUUCUGUCUAACAGCCCUAGUCUGUCAAAGACGCAGGACCGGGUAUCACCCGAUUCUAUAGAAUCAAAUCUAACAAAAUCUGUAGUCGUGAUUGACUCAAUUCCAUCAGAAUGUUUGGAUGUAUUACCAAAUGAACCUGUUUCCAAAACACCAUCCCCUAAAACACUACCGCUCACUAGUACAGCAAACUACUCACCAUCGAAAAAACCUGUGACUGGAUCAAAAAAUUAUGCCAAGCCGCCCAACAUCCUGAUAUAUGCUGACAGUACAAUCGCCGUUGAUAACGUGAAAAGAGUGUUGGAAUCUAUUCUUAACAGAAAUAAGUACACAAUGUACACGUUGUCUAACGACGAAGCACGCAGUGAUGUCUGGAUGGAUCAAGCUAGACUAACAGUCGUGUGUGGAAACGUCGGUGUUGAUGUUGCCUCACAACUUGUUGAGUACAUGGUGCGAGGUGGAAAGUUGCUCGCGUUGUGUUCAGACACGUUGCAUACGUUAUUACCCACGUUCAAAACAGCCGAAGUACGUGAGCAUGAGCUAGUUCGAUUUUCGUAUGGAAAAUGGAAGCAUGUUCGCAUGAUGCAUCACAUCUUUUGCUAUCAAGCAUCCCCUGCAAAAUCGAGGUUUUCACAAGAUCACGAUGACGUCAAGGUUGCAGCACCUUUGACACCUGCAUCAGCAAAUGUUCGUGAUAAAGCGGGAAAGACGCAUACUUUUCACGUCAGAGUUUUAGGGACCGAAGAAACAUGGCACACUCCGAGUCUUCUACUCGCUAAUCUUCCCGCAACUGGUGGCAAAGCUGUCUUCUCGCAAAUCCAUUUAGAAGUCGAUCCAUCGCAGUAUGAGUUCGAAGAGAGUAAAUUCUCAGCUUUGAAACAAAGUGACUCAGCAAGGCUUGAAAUAUUCAGCGACUUGUUGAGCACACAUCUGGGGAUGGAUGUUUCUUCUGAGCCUCGUGUAGUUCCGGCUUAUAGUCCUGGUUUUUUCUUAGGACGUCACGAGCUAAAGUUAGAAAUGCUGGAGAAGUUGAAAGAUAAGAUGCAACCAAAUCAUUUGAUAAAAACUGGAAAGCUAGAGAUUCAGUUUUGUGGACGAACUACCAAAGUUAUUACACCCUCUGCGUCAUUGUUACCAGUAAUGAUUCACCAGUGUCCGGAUAAUUUUUCUACCGUCGAGUAUUUUGAGAAUUUGAGUUCCGAGGAAUUGGGACGAUUAGUGAUAUAUGCCGAUGUAUUGACUUCGUCAAUGGACGUUGUCGCAGAUUGUAAACUACAGCAUGGUCUUGCUGUUAUUCCAUGUCAACAGGUUAAUGGACAAGGGAGAAACAAGAACGUCUGGCUAAGUCCAAAAGGUUGCGCAAUGUUCACAUUGCAGCUGCACAUUCCAUUAGACUCAUCGUUGGGGCAACAUCUGCCACUACUUCAGCAUUUAGUUGCAACUGCAAUUGUUUCUGCUAUAAAAUCAAUUCCUGGUUAUGAGGAUAUUGAUCUGAGACUGAAAUGGCCCAAUGAUAUUUAUGCAGGAAAUACGGCAAAGAUCGGAGGUCUGAUAGUAACAACUCUGGUGGAAUCCAAAACAGCAAUUUGCAAUAUCGGUGUUGGGGUAAAUUUAUCUAAUAGCGAACCAACUUGUUGUAUCAAUGAUCUGAUUUCUCACUACAACAAUGAAAACAAGACCAACUUGCCAAAGUUAUCCCCUGAAAAGUACUUUGCCCUAGUGUUUAGUGAGCUGGAAAGAAUGCUAAACGUCAUACAGUCUGGAAACCUGAAUCAUUUCUAUGAGGUCUACUAUGAAUACUGGAUGCACACCGAUGCAGAUGUGAUGGUAGUGUCACCGGAGGGAACGUCGCAGGAAGCUAAAAUAUUGGGAAUCGAUGAUUACGGUUUCCUACAAGUAUGUGGCGAUGGCGGAAACAUUUUCACUGUACACCCAGAUGGUAACAGUUAUGAUAUUCUAAAAGGAUUAAUUGCUCCGAAAAAGUAGAUCGUGUCAUCGAACCGGCAAGGAAAAAAGAAAGAAUGAGACAUAUUGAAUGCAGCUUAUAUUAGUUAUCAUUAAUUGGUGAUAAUUUGAUUCCCGAAACCGCAAAUGAUUAGAUGUUACCUUUAUCAAAACUGAAAAUAAUAUGUGUUUGGUAUGUGUACGAAGUGAAACUCACGAAAAAUCACUGUUCAAUUAAUGAUGGAUGAAAACUGGAAUAGAAAAUAGCUGGUCUAUGCAAAUAAAAUUAGAUAGUGAGAAACCCAAAUACGUGAUUGAAGCCAGGUUAAGGUUGUGAAGUCCAAAUGACAAUUUUAAAAUAUGACAAAAUUCGCGCUUGUUUAACGGGUUGGUGCAUUUUUACAGUUUUGUAUAGGUGGGCUGUUAUGAAUUUUUAUGAAAUUUAUAAAUUACUGACACAAGAAAAUUUCUUGAUCAGAAAAAAUUCGAGCACAUUUAUUUAGUGUUAUAUUUGCAGUAUGAGUCAUAUUGUUCAAAGUAAUCUGAAAUUAUUGAAUCUAUAUCUGUGGUACGCCGGGGAUUUCGUAUCGCGCGAAGCACAAAAGCACAAUUAAAAAAUGCGGCAGUGAAAAAUAAUGAAAAAUAAAAAUUUCGUUUUGCUUUUACUCUAUCAUAUCGAAACAUUUAAUUCCAGGUUCCUCGUGUUUGCCACUGGUGUUUAAAAAAUAAAAAUCCAUGACAUAUACCAAUGUAAUCGUAGUUUCCAAUUGGGUAAUAAGAAUUGGCCCUUAGGUGUUAUCGGUGAUAGGAACGUUGACCUUUAAUCUUCCAUUUCCAUUCCACAUUGUUUACCGGAACUCUAAUAACAAUGAUAAUGAAUAUUAAAAAAGUCUUAUGUUGAAUAAUAGAGGACACAAUUCAUGCAUAAUAUUUCAAGUGAUAUUAGGUAAAGAAAAAUCUAGUACCGAAAAUUGUCACACACAGUAAUUUACAGUAAUAGCAAAAUACACAUUAUUAAUAUAGUAGAGGACAGGAGGGUAAUAUGGAACCAUAUUGCUCUGAUACUGUAAUGGAUGGAACUGUAUCAAGGAAGUGUGCUCUUAUUCAUUUUUGGAAAAAUUUUUUAGAUGUCCGCUAAAUUUAAAAUUGUACGUCCAGUUCGAAAAUUGAUUGGAUAUUUCAAGACAUUCGCCGGUUCCAUAUCCCGCUCUUUUCCUAUAUUUCUAUUGAAAUCAAGUCGUGUGUUUCAAAUGCUGCCUAUAAACAAAUUUAUGAGCCAUUUAUAAAUGUGAUUUAUAUUAUACAAUUAAGGUAGUCGAUCUCCGAGAUUUCACGCAUUGCUACAUUUAUGAAUCAUUAAUCAUUGUUUGUAUGAACUGUACACAUUAAAUUCUUAUCAAUGUUAUCUAAUAAAAUAAUAUUCUGUUGUUA